GGGCCGUUCAUAUCACAGGCUUGUUUUGAAGGAAGUGAGCAGCAAGUAGACCCCGAAAAGAAAGAGAAAUUGAGCAAGCAGUUGACGGCGCUCGAUCGAACAGCUCCCACAGACGGACCAGGACCGCGGUUUUAGAAUAACUAUUUCACCCCUCGCUCUUCGCAGCGGGUUUGUUGGCUGUCGCUGUCACACUGGCGUGAGGUUGAACUCUUCGUCGCCGACAGACAAUAGCGAUACGGCUCUCUACGCCAGAGGCUCGAGCGGAGGUAGCAUUAGCAUCUGCUAGCUUAGCGCUGAUCGACGCUCGCGAUACUCCCGUUUCUUAGCUAAAUAAGCUGAGACGCGAUGACAUCGAGGAAGAAAGUCCUACUCAAAGUGAUCAUCCUGGGAGACUCUGGCGUGGGGAAGACCUCUCUGAUGAACCAGUACGUAAACAAGAAGUUUAGCAACCAAUACAAAGCCACAAUAGGAGCUGAUUUCCUGACAAAGGAGGUGAUGGUGGAUGACCGACUCGUCACGAUGCAGAUCUGGGACACAGCGGGUCAGGAGCGCUUUCAGUCGCUGGGCGUGGCUUUCUACCGCGGUGCCGACUGCUGUGUGCUCGUCUUCGACGUCACGGCGCCCAACACCUUCAAGACCCUGGACAGCUGGCGGGACGAGUUCCUGAUCCAGGCCAGCCCACGCGACCCUGAGAACUUUCCCUUUGUAGUGCUCGGCAACAAAAUCGACUUGGAGAACAGGCAGGUAACCACCAAGCGGGCACAAGCCUGGUGUCAGAGCAAGAACAACAUCCCCUACUUCGAGACCAGCGCAAAAGAGGCCAUUAACGUAGAACAGGCUUUCCAAACCAUUGCCCGCAACGCACUGAAACAGGAGACUGAGGUGGAGUUAUACAACGAGUUCCCAGAACCCAUCAAGCUAGAUAGGAAUGAGAGAGCCAAGCCAUCAGCAGAAACCUGCAGCUGCUGAAGACCACCAGGGCUGCCACUGACUCCCCCCCACCACCUUUUCUGGCCUUGUUUCCUCCCCACCUUCUCUCUCUCACUCUCUCUCUUUCCCUUUCCCCCCUUUCCCAAUAUAAUCACUGGCUUUCAUAGAGCAAGCAGGCUUCUUCUCUUAGAUUAUACCUUAUACAAAUUGCACUCACAACCCACCCCCACACACACAUCUCAAAUGUAUUCAAGCCCUGUGUCUGCUCUUUUAACCUUAAUCUAGCCACAGAGUCCCAACAUCAUUCCCUUUCACAGGAUCUCCAGAAUUCCUUCAGUUCCCACCAUAGAGACAUUUACCCAUGCAUGUACGUGCGCACACGCAUCCACCCCCCCCCCCCCCCCACACACACACACACACAGUUUAUCCUUACAAUUCAACACUUGAAUGGUUUCCAAGACUUUUUAUAUGAACCCACCAUAUAACUGGAAUCUGUAAAGUGUGACUGCAGGUCACUGGGGCUGUGUAAUAUAUCGGUGUAUUAAAGCUCUGUGUUAGUAGCGGGACUGUUUGCUCUCUCAGACUGCUUCAAAGGUCUUGUGUACUCCAGAAAGCAUGCUGUCCCCUGCUUGAUCCCAAACC
Electrophorus electricus (electric eel) is the source of this 1572-nucleotide messenger RNA. It is a transcript of the gene rab7a, whose product is annotated as RAB7a, member RAS oncogene family. Gene Ontology annotation, molecular function: GTPase activity; GTP binding. The record is from RefSeq and is a predicted model, not a curated record. Gene Ontology annotation, cellular component: phagocytic vesicle; late endosome; lysosome. Lineage: Eukaryota; Metazoa; Chordata; Actinopteri; Gymnotiformes; Gymnotidae. Gene Ontology annotation, biological process: endosome to lysosome transport; phagosome-lysosome fusion.